CGGCGUCGUCGUUCCUCUCGGUCUCUGAAGCUAGCUAGCUAGCUGCCUAGCUCAUUCAUCAUCAUCAGCUCCUACGAUCCAUCCCUCGAUCUCCCUCCCCCUUCCGCGCGAGCAGCUGCAUGCUCUCCCGGCCCAGUGUUCGAUCUCCAUUGCUAGUACUAGCAGCAGAUGAAGCAUAGCAUAGCCGCCGCCAUGGCGAGCAAGAAAGGCCGCGGCGGCGGCUGCGACAUCCAGGCCACCGGCAUCGACUACCGCAUCGCCGUCUCCACCAACCCUCCUCUCAAGGUGUGGAGCAGGUCAGACGACGACGCCCAGGAGCAGAACCACCUCAUCAACAACGGCGUCCGCCACGUGCUCCGCAACGUCUCCUGCCGCGCGCGCCCCGGCGAGCUGCUCGCCAUCGUCGGCCCCAGCGGCGCCGGCAAGUCCACCCUUCUCGAGAUCCUCGCAGGCCGCCUCUCCCCGUCCCCGCCGCCGGACCUGCAUAUGCAUAUACUCCUCCUCAACGGCGCCGCUGCCGCCAGCGCCGACCUCCGCCGCGUCUCCGGCUACGUGACCCAGCGGGACGUCCUCUUCCCGCUGCUGACCGUGCGCGAGACGCUGCUCUUCAGCGCGCGCCUCCGCCUCGGCGCGACCCUGCCCGCCAAGGACAUGGACGCCCGCGUCGACGCGCUCCUCGACGACCUGACCCUGCGCCGCGUCGCCGCCACGAGGAUCAAGGACCUCUCCGGCGGAGAGCGGAGGCGCGUCUCCAUCGGCGUGGAGGCCGUCCACGACCCCGCGGUGCUCAUCCUCGACGAGCCCACCUCCGGCCUCGACAGCGCCUCGGCGCUCCAGAUCGUCGGCGCGCUCCGCGCCAUGGCCGAGACGCGGGGCCGCACCGUGGUGCUCAGCAUCCACCAGCCGGGCGCGCGCAUCGUCAAGAUGUUCGACUCCGUCCUCCUGCUGGCAGCCGGCUCCGUCCUCCACCACGGCACCGUGGAUCAGCUGCGCUCCCUGCUUGCCGACGCGGGCCUCGGCCUGCCCCCGCACGUGGACGCCGUCGAGUUCUCCAUCGACUCGGUGGACGCGCUCCGCGCCCACCGCCGCCGCGCCGACGGUAUGCAGCAUCCCCAGCAGACGGCGUCCUCCCGGUGCACACUGCAGCAGCUGUUCCAGCUGCACAGCAGCAAGCAGCAGCAGGAGGUGGCUGCUGCUGUCCCCACGGCCACGGCCAAUUCGCGGGCGCGCGAGGUGGCGGUGCUGACGCAGCGCUUGUUCAAGAACGUGGCGCGCACGCGGCAGCUCUUCGCGUGCCGCACCGUGUGCAUGCUGGUGGCCGGGCUGGCGCUGGGCUCCAUCUUCUACGACCUUGGCGAGGACCAGGUGGCGGAGCGCGUGGGCCUCUUCGCCUUCCUGCUCACCUUCCUGCUCUCCUCCACCACGGAGGCGCUGCCCAUCUUCCUGCAGGAGCGCGACAUCCUGGCCAAGGAGACGUCCUCGGGGGCGUACCGCGUGUCGUCCUAUGCGCUGGCCAACGCGCUGGUGUUCCUGCCCUUCCAGCUCGCGCUGGCCGUCGUCUUCGCCGCGCCGCUCUACUGGCUGGCGGGGCUGCGUCGCACGGCGCCGGCCUUCGGCUACUUCCUGCUGCUCGUGUGGCUCAUCCUCUACACGGCCAACUCCGUGGUGGUGUGCUUCGCGGCGGCGGCGCCCGACUUCGUCGUGGGCAACGCCGCCAUCCAGGGGGUCAUGGGCUCCUUCUUCCUCUUCUCCGGCUACUUCAUCGCCAGGUCCGCCAUGCCGGGGUGCUGGGUGUUCAUGCACUACCUGUCGCUCUUCAAGUGGCCGUUCGAGGCGCUGCUGGUGAACGAGUUCGCCGGCGGCGGGAGGUGCGCGGUGCGGGUGCUGGGCGCCUGCGUGGCCACGGGGGACGAGGUGCUGCGGCGCGAGGGGCUCGGCGAGGAGUGCCGGUGGCGCAACGUGGGGGUCAUGGUGGCCUUCGUGGCGGCCUACAGGCUGCUGGGCUACGCCGUGCUCAGGGUCAGGUGCAGCUGCAACAGGGGGAAUUCAAAAGCCGCUAGCUAGCUAGCUUGUGUGACUGAUCAAAUAAUUCAAAUGUGCUAUCACCUUAGUUUUAAAAAAUGUGCUAUUACAUUAGUUUCAAAAAAAAUGUGCUAUUACCCGCGCCA
Messenger RNA from Panicum virgatum (switchgrass), 2168 nucleotides. Its product is annotated as ABC transporter G family member 5-like. Lineage: Eukaryota; Viridiplantae; Streptophyta; Magnoliopsida; Poales; Poaceae. The coding region runs from base 169 to 2064 and encodes 631 amino acids. Gene Ontology annotation, molecular function: ATP hydrolysis activity; ATP binding; ABC-type transporter activity. The transcript has a single exon. Gene Ontology annotation, cellular component: membrane. The record is from RefSeq and is a predicted model, not a curated record.